AUGUCCCUGCACUGGCCUUCCUCAGCGGUGCUCCUGCUCUUUUUGUUGGUGUGCUGGGGCGGCAGUGGGGCUGAGGCCAUCGCUGCGGAGACGCAGGAGGCGUCGAAGGAGGUGGAGCUCUUCAAACAAGGGGAAAUGGAGUCACGCGGGUGCGGCGAUGGGGAGCUUUCUGCGCUGGGCAGUGUCUUUCAGUUCAACGGCCAUUCUCUUGUCGCUGUGGACGGGACGAUUGUGGCCCUUGCCGAGGCGCAACACAACGCCUCAUUUAGCAGUGAAGUUGCGAUCAUGGCGAGUUCCGGGUCACGUGCAGGGAGUUGCUGGGAGACACAAAUUGUCUUUCGAAAGGAGCCGGCGCCGCGCUUUUCCGUCACGCUGGCCGGCUCCCGGGCAGUUGUAAAGGACAAGAAGAUUUUUCUCUUGGCGACGAGCUUCUUCGAGCCGCAGUCCCGGUUAAAGGUGCCGCCACCGAAUGACGGCUGGGAGGCGGCGUUGGUAGUCGGCGACGUCGCCGCGGCGGUGGCCGGGGGCCGGACGGCCAGAGCGGUCAGCUGGAGUUCCCCGGUGCCGCUGACUAGCCUCUUCGCGGAAGAGAUGGGGCGGCACGCAUGGACGAUUUUUCGCGGUGGCGGCAGCGGCGUUGUGCUGGGCAGCGGUGCGAUAGUGUUCCCGUUUCUCGCCACGACCGCGGCCGAUGGGGCGGUCUGCACCGUUUUUUACUCGACGGACGACGGGAAUACGUGGCGGUUUCCGUCGUCCGGCGGGGCGGUUGAGGGCUGCUACGCCGCGCGGCUGCUUGCGUGGGAGGGGCGGCUCCUCAUGAUCACGACGGACGGUUUUCUACGCCGCGGCCUCUACGAAUCCGGUGACGUGGGGGAGACAUGGACGGCGGUUGCCGGGGCCCGGCCCAACGCUCUGGGCGACUUUGUGAGCCGUGGCUCCUUCACCUCCCGAGGCGAAUUCGUGACGGUGAACAUUGAAGGGAGCCGUGCGGUGCUGCUUACCGCGCCGGCGCACUCGCGUGUUGCGGGCGUGCCUCGCGGCAGGCUCCAUCUCUGGGCGAGUGACAUGCGCCGAAUUCACGACGUUGGACUGAUAGCGACCGGUGCCACCUCCCUCAACCCCUUUAGCAGUCUGGUGUACGCCGAUGACGAGUUAUUUCUCUUCUACGAGAAGGAAGAGGGGUCCGGCCGCGGUCUUGCCCUUAAGCCCCUCAGUGGGCCGCUGGGGCGACUCAAGUUCGUCCUGAAUACUUGGCGGGCCGUCGACACGCGCGUCUCGGCGGCGUCCUGCGCUUCCACUCAAGUAGCGUGCGGCGUCCCGGUGCCCACGGCCGGGCUGGUCGGGUAUUUGGCUGGCACCUUCACUGGGACUGCGUGGGUGGACGAGUACCUCGGCGUGAACGCGACUGUGAAAGGUGGUGCUGAGGCGGCAGGCACGGAGGGGGGCGUGACUUUCAAAGGCCGUGGCUCGUGGGCGGAGUGGCCCGUGGGCAACGAGGGGCAGAACCAGCCGUACUACUUUGCAAACAAUGCGUUCACGCUUGCGGCGACGGUGACGAUCCACGCGGCGCCGGAGAAGGGCGAAAGCCCUCUGCCUCUGUUGGGUGUGAGCAUGAAGGACGGAGACGGCGCCGCAGCCUUCGGUCUGUCGUACACGAGCGACAAGAUGUGGCGUGUGUUGUGCGGGGACAGUGCGGGCGGCCCAGACACCGGCACGUGGGAGCCAAAUAAAAGCUACAACGUGGCCAUCGUGCGCCAGGGCGGCGGCCAGGGCUUCGUGUACAUUGACGGCGUGCGUGUGGGAGGCUGGCAGCCGGAGCAGCGGUGCGAAACGCAGACAGGCGUCAUCUCGCACUUCUACAUUGGCGGGGACGGCAGCGGCGCAGCAGAGCCAGCGAGUGAAGGUGGCCGUGUGACGGUGACGAACGUCCUGCUGUACAACCGCCCGCUGGGUGCGGAUGAGAUUGGCGCCCUUCACAAGAAAACCGUCCCCAGUUCGACGCCGGAAGAACCAACGCCACUGCAGCCGGUGGCUUCUGCUCCAAGCGAAGACGUUCCCAGUAAAGAUGCGAAUGCCACUUCGCCUGCGCCGCAGCGUGGGCUGCAAGCCGCGUCCUCGCCUACUCCCGGCAACGCACUGGCAACGGGACACGGGCCCUCGCAGCGGGAGGCCCAGAGUGCAGAUCGGGGCGGUGCCGCUGCAGACGCCGCGGCGGCAAAGAGCGCGACAUCUGUCCCUGCGACCCACAGCAGCAGCAACAGCAGCGGGGGUGGUGGGGGUCUGCUGCGGCAGCGCAACGCCGAGGACGGCGCUGUGCGUGGGCGCCGAGUGGUGCCGCUGCUGCUUCUGUUGGGGCUGUGGGCCUUUGCGGCGUUGUGA
Messenger RNA from Trypanosoma conorhini, 2379 nucleotides. RefSeq names its product trans-sialidase. The transcript has a single exon. Gene Ontology annotation, biological process: ganglioside catabolic process; oligosaccharide catabolic process. Gene Ontology annotation, cellular component: membrane; cytoplasm; intracellular membrane-bounded organelle. Gene Ontology annotation, molecular function: exo-alpha-sialidase activity. Lineage: Eukaryota; Euglenozoa; Kinetoplastea; Trypanosomatida; Trypanosomatidae. The record is from RefSeq and is a predicted model, not a curated record. The coding region runs from base 1 to 2379 and encodes 792 amino acids.